GGCCUGUCCAAGUGUGGUAGAUUGGAAGAAGCCUUACAAUGGCUUGAGUAUUGUCAGAAUAAUAAUAAGGGUGUAAAUGCCAAGCUUUAUUCAAGUCUAAUUGAUGGUCUUGGGAAGGCGGGGAGAGUGGACGAGGCUAAAAAGCUCUUUGAGGAGAUGGCUGAAAAGGGGUGCCCUCGUGAUUCUUACUGUUAUAAUGCACUAAUAGAUGCCCUAGCUAAAGCUGGAAAGGUGGAUGAAUCUUUUAUGCUUUUCAAUAGAAUGGAACAAGAAGGUUGUGAUCAAACUGUUUAUACAUACACAAUGUUGAUCAGUGGUUUGUUUAGUGACCACCGCAAUGAAGAGGCAUUGAAACUGUGGAAUAAGAUGAUUGACAAGGGAAUAACUCCAACAGCCGCUUCAUUUAGGGCUCUUUCAACUGGGCUUUGUCUUUCCGGUAAGGUGGCAAGGGCUUGUAAGAUUUUGGAUGAGCUGGCACCGAUGGGUAUUGUUCUAGAUACUGCUUUUGAAGACAUGGUUAAUGUUCUGUGCAAAGCGGGCCGUCUUGUGGAGGCUUGCAAGUUAGCUGAUGGAAUCGUUGACCGUGGUAGGGAAAUUCCGGGCAGGGUUCGUACGGUUUUGAUAACUGCCCUAAGGAAAGCUGGGAAUGCAGAUUUAGCUAUAAAAUUGAUGCAUAGUAAAAUUGGGAUUGGAUAUGAGAGGGUGGGGAGUGUUAAAAAACGUGUGAAGUUUCGUCUUCUGGUAGACAAAUGAGAGCCUACAUCAAUGAUAAUUGUGGUAAUCCAUGACUUCUGAUGGUUUAAGAUUGUUCACUUUUGGGACAGUGGGCUGGGCAUUGAUAUGAUGGAAGGUGUCAAACAACUUCCAUCACUCGUCAUGGCGUGAAUCCAUUCAUGGAUUAUGGCGUACUCUGAUAUAUCAAUUGCUUUUUGCAAGAUUUGGAUGUAAUAAUGCUCCAUAUUUCUUGCUGAGGGUUUCUCUUUUCAAGACUUGUACUUUAUCAUAAUUUAUAUUAAUUUGCUGACCCUAUUAGUCUUUCUUCUUCACUACUGGAGCGGGUCAGAUUGUGGUUGGAUGGAUGGGAGUUCAUGGAAACCUCCUUUCACCUUCCUACCAAUCUGAUGUAUCAUGGAAGCAGCUGCUUGCACACUUUUCUAGUGCAUCCAUCAUCACGUUCCUCCCAAUAUCAGUGUGACUAUCCAUGCCAUCACUUGUUCUAUUGCGUGAUACGCUUUGAUCUCCUGACAUACUUUGUGUGAUUACCUGAUGCCUUAUCAUGAUGAUGAGCUAGCAUUCCUCAGACACUCACAGUGAGCUCGUGAGUGCGCCGCACCACAUUGUUUUUAGAACUAAUCUCAUGGAGUAAUUGAAGAUGACACUGACCUGGCAAUGAAGUUCUACUAGAUGCUAAUUGCAGACAAAAAACAGGAGUUGGUGUGUUCACAUAUGAGAAAGAGCUCAUUCUCUGAAGAAAGAGCGUUCAUUAAUUAGUUAUACAUUUUUAUUACUAGUUAGUGCGUAAUGAGUUUCUUCUGUUAGCUAAUAAUAACUGUAGUAAUAGUAAUAGUUGCAUGUAUUCUCUAUUUUUGUUUACACCUCUCGGGUAGAGUGGUAGAUUAGGACCUCUUUCUUGAGUUUCUAUUUUUGAUCUAGUAUAUAAUAUGGCAAGUUGGCA
Messenger RNA from Cuscuta europaea, 1675 nucleotides. The record is from the annotation of a GenBank genome assembly. NCBI's taxonomy places the organism in Eukaryota, Viridiplantae, Streptophyta, Magnoliopsida, Solanales, Convolvulaceae.